Aspergillus pseudotamarii is the source of this 1341-nucleotide messenger RNA. Its product is annotated as bZIP transcription factor JlbA/IDI-4. Gene Ontology annotation, biological process: regulation of transcription by RNA polymerase II. Gene Ontology annotation, molecular function: RNA polymerase II transcription regulatory region sequence-specific DNA binding; DNA-binding transcription activator activity, RNA polymerase II-specific. Gene Ontology annotation, cellular component: nucleus. The transcript has a single exon. Lineage: Eukaryota; Fungi; Ascomycota; Eurotiomycetes; Eurotiales; Aspergillaceae. The coding region runs from base 616 to 897 and encodes 93 amino acids. The record is from RefSeq and is a predicted model, not a curated record.
CCUACACGAAGGACUAAGGCUUCCUUUUUUAUUUGUUUAGCAAGACCCCCCACGGGCCUGAGAGAGGCCCGUCCGCGCAAUACAAUCAUGUCCACCGCAGUGUCUUCCGCCGUGGCAUGCUUUAGGCUUGGAGCAUUCUUCUACUACCAGCCGCAGCGGCAGUAGUCACGAUUCCCAUCAAAACCACCUUCAUCCCGCAGACCUCUACUUGCAAUCUUACGAUCCGCUCUACCACCCCAAUCCUCAUUCCUACUCUCCACAGUCCUUAGAUUCACAAUUUAUCCCGUCCGGUGAUGAGUUCACUGGCCUCGAAUCCUGGGAUACUUGGGCUACGCUCGAUGCCGGUUAUUAUCAGCCAUCGAUAGCCAAUUCGACUUCUCUCUAUCCGACACCUGUUAUAGAAUCACUGCCAACUCCUGUUAAUAAUGAUCUCCCUUCGAUCCUGGAACUUAAUGACUCUCAAGAAUUCCUCCGAUCCCUUGACGCUGGUUUGACACGUCCUGAAGGUUCGUCCGAGAAACUCGUUCGGAUUGCUCUAUAUGAUGUACCUAACCAACCCCAGACUACUGUCCCGAGCCCGCUACUAAUUUACCGCCUCCACCUGCAACCGCAACCAUGACCUCGUCACCUAGCUCAUCGUCUCCUUCCAGCGACUCCGUUCCUACUCCAUCAGUUUCUGGCCUUGCAAAAUCUACUAGCGCCUCUCGUAUCGAGAAGCGCCAGCAGAACACACUGGCUGCUCGUCGGUACCGCCAAAGGCGAGUGGAUCAGUUGAAGAGUCUAGAAGAGGAACUGCGCAAGGUCAAAGAGGAGCGCGAUGCAUUGAAGAUGCGCGUCUCUAAACUGGAAGGUGAAACGGAAGCCCUGAGAUGUCUUGUCGGGCGGAAAAAGAAAUAGUUUUUGCUCUAUGCUUUUGGAUAUUUAGAUCAGUGGCAUUAUAAUUGAGAGGAUCUUGCUGUCAUUGUUCGUCUAUUUGGCGCCCCUUUUCCCGUAAGAAAUCAUACCUGUAAGCAUUACAUAGUAAGCAAACGUGAUCGUCUAGACAUUAUAGCACAAAAAUGAGAGAAUUGGAAGUGGGGCUCUGACGAUGUCGACAGAUAAAUUUAAUCCUUCAUGUGUAAGAUAUAGAAUCUUUUCAGAGAUGGAUUUCUUCUUCAUGCCCGUGGAAGUCAAGUGUGGAGAACAAACGGCAGUAUGGGGGGGGGGGUAAGUGAAAUCGAAGUGGAUUCAAAACUGACCCUGUUAAUUAAGGUUCCAUGGAUCGUCCCGAAAGGCAAUAAUACAUACCAUACUUAGUAUAUGUAUGACAUUUCCGUACCGUACGGUGUUCAGUGAUAUGCG